Messenger RNA from Ruditapes philippinarum (Manila clam), 3437 nucleotides. Its product is annotated as nuclear hormone receptor HR96-like. Bases 718 to 2409 code for a protein of 563 amino acids. The transcript has 5 exons. Gene Ontology annotation, biological process: negative regulation of transcription by RNA polymerase II; cell differentiation; positive regulation of transcription by RNA polymerase II. The record is from RefSeq and is a predicted model, not a curated record. Lineage: Eukaryota; Metazoa; Mollusca; Bivalvia; Venerida; Veneridae. Gene Ontology annotation, molecular function: nuclear receptor activity; RNA polymerase II cis-regulatory region sequence-specific DNA binding; zinc ion binding.
AAAUUGUAUUUUGUUCAGUUUCUUCUUAAAGAAUUUAUAGAGAUAAUGUUUUAAUCAUUGAAUGCGGCAUGCAUUUUGAGACAGUUCAAUGUGUGUUGCCUGUAGCAAGUAGACUGAGAGUUGCUCCCCUUGAGAAAUCAAUAUAGCCAUGAUACACCUAUUUGAUAUAUCUAGUGCAGGUAAACAUAUAGUUUGUUAUAUCUUGCCAGUUUUCCUACAGGCAACAUGUAUUGGGAGUUUCAUUACUCAACAGUUAUACACAAUUACCACAGUUUGAUUUAAAGUAGAAUAUUAACAGAGUAACAAAAUGCUUGGUUGUAUUUAUACUGUGUGAACCUAGGAGUAAGUGGGGCGUACUGUUCUGCCAAGUUAUUAUUUAAGUAAUUUAAUGUAAUUGUGGUGUUUUUAAGUUACUAAGGACAGGCAGAUUUAUCAGGUCACGGGUAACUUAUUGACAAGGUAUGAUGUUGCAAGGUAAUAUAACUGCAGAACAGGAUUACGUGACGUUAACAAGAUAACACAAAAGUUAGAUUUUAUGUUGGUGAAUUGUGGUAAUAGGAAAUUGUGUGGAGUAAAUUUUCAUAUUCAUAAUUAUAAAUAACUUUACAUCUGGUGUACAGUACGGUUUAAAUAUUGGCGAAACGUGUUGUUGUGUAAAGUGUGUUGGGAGAUGUAUUGAUAGUGGGAAUUUGUUUUCCUCUGUAAGUCUUAAGGAAAAUGGAAAAUUCGAUGGAAUGGUUGUCCAAUGAUGUGUGCGAGGGGUUUGCCAAUUGUGGCAUUAGUGUUGAUGGUGGUAGUAAUGAUGUUACGCAGUCUUUCUCUGACAAAACACAAACAAACGUGAAAACUAAUUUGUAUGAAAGUGCCGGACAUGAUAGGGAUUUUCCGAAUUCUGAUUUCUCUGGGAAUGGGAUAAUUUGUGGUGAUCAGAUGAAAGCGGGGCAGUGUAAUUUUGAUUACGGCUCUAAAGCUGUAGACUCCGACCAGACGAGACUCUCUCAAGGUCUUAUUUCCAAGCCGAAAUAUGAAGUUGCUGAUUCAAGUAUGGCUGAACUGUCAAAUGGAAAGAAAAGGGAACAAAAAAGACGGCCAAAGCCGAAGGAUGGCUCUGUAUUAAUAUGUCAGAUAUGUGGAGACAGAGCACUUGGCUACAAUUUUGAUGCGAUAACAUGUGAAUCAUGUAAAGCCUUCUUUAGAAGAAAUGCUCUCAAGGCAAAGGUUUUUACCUGCAGUUUUGAAGGAAACUGCAAACUCGACCAACAUACUCGAAAGUUUUGCUCAGGAUGUCGACUGAAGAAAUGUUUUGAUGUUGGAAUGAAAAAGGACUGGAUCCUCAGUGAUGAUCAGUUGGCUAAACGGCGUAAAAAGAGUGGACGGACAUCAUCGUCGGAGGAGAAAAUGUACGCCGAUGAGAAAAUGUACGCUGAUGAGAAAAUGUACGCUGACGUCCAAAAAUAUUCAGUACAAAAUGAACAGACCGGCUUGCCACAGCAGAUGACGACCCGACUCCCAUAUUUACCACCACAUAAAAUGGAGUCCUCAUUUCAGUCACCGGGUAGCUACAACGACACUGACACAAACUCGACCGCCUACUUCUCUGACUCGACUGAUACAAGUAAUUUGAGUAGUCCGCUCACGAAUUUUGCCCAAGACAUUAUAAAAACUGAAAAAAGUGAAGAUGAUUACACGAGACCUAUGGAUCUGGAGUUGGAGGCAGAAAUUCGGCAGUUGGAAAAAGAAUAUGCGUCAGUGUUCGAUAGUGGUUACUCGGAAGAUCAGGCUAAAAAAAUGGUUGAAAAGCCGCAUAAUGCUAAUGACUUGUUCAACAUGACAGAUAUUUUUAUACGGCGCUUGAUAAAAUUUGCCAAGCAAAUUCCCGAGUUCAAGAACUUGAAGCAGGAAGAUCAGAUUCAUUUAUUAAAGGGAGGUAUUAUGGAAAUCUUGGUGUUAAGGUCUGCAAUGGGAUUUGACCCGACAAAUCACAAGUGGAAGGUAAAACAAAUGCAGGAUACAAAAGAGCAUAAUAUCGAUCCAUCAAUUAUAAAGGAGCAGCUUGGUACGGGUAUGUAUACAGAGCACGUGAAAUUUGUGAAAACUCUUCACCAACUCACGAUGAGCAACAACACUAUAAUGACACUGAUGUUUGUGAUCGAGAUAUUCGCACCGGAUCGACCGAACGUGAAAAACUUAGAGGCCGUUACACAGGCUCAGGAUAAAUUUACUCAUUGGCUACAGAUGUAUUUAGAAUCCAUUAUGCCUGUUUGCGAAGCACGCACUUUGUACCCGAAGCUCUUGAUGAUGCUUUUGGAUGUGAGGAACCUUGGCGAGUCUAGUGCCAAGCUUGCUUCUCAUUUAGACAUUACAAAACUAGAGCCGUUACUCAUUGAAGUGUUUAAUUUGCAGAAAUGACGCUAGAUAUAAUGGUUCAGAAAUGAUAAACUUUCACAACAGAAAGUUUGAAAACGCAAUGGAGUCACAUGGGUUUGAAAAUGUGACAGUAUCGAUUGAUCUCUUAUCAGACAUUUGAAAUUUUCCAGAGUUUGAACUUUUACCAAGGUGUUUUCAUAAUUAUGGAUAUUGUUAUUUUAUUAGUUCCCUUUUUUUUCAUAUGAAAAAUGGUGGAGUUAUUGUCAUGACCCAUGUGUUGGCAUUAGUUAACUUUUUUGUUAAUGUCCCAUAAUUUCCCAGAAACUUUCAAAGCUUGUCACUUUCUAUUUGGUAUACAUUUUCACUUUCAGAAUGGUAUGUCAUUUCUUAAAGACAAUUAAUCUGAAAAUUAGCUUAUGCCAACUUGUGCCCGAUUAUUUGACUGCUUUAAGUAUACUCUCUACAACUAAGAAAAGUUUAAAGGGUCUAAGGACAGGUCUUGUGUUAAAUUUAUCAUUUCUCAUACAUUUGAAACUUGUCAGAUUUAAAAUUACCUCAGUUAGUUAAUCAGGUAGAUGUGAAGUUGUUUUGGAGGGAGAUACUCCAUUUAUGAUAUAGGAAUCUUCUUGCUGAUUUACCAUGAGGGUAAAACUUAUAUUAAUGGACUUUGAAAUGUUUUCUCAAGAACAAUAACAACCCCUAUUUGAAAACUGAGCCUCUUAAUUAAUUAAUAUUUUCCUUUCAGAUUUCAAAUGCAUGACCAGAUAGCUGCAUACAAUUAUUAAGACACAGACCUACAUUCAUGAUAGCAUACCUGCAUAUGUACAUACAUACCUGCAUAUCUGCAUACUUUCGUGCAUUACUGCAUACGUACAUACUUUCUUACUUACAUACUUACCUGCAUACAGACAUACAAUUUAGAUACUAUAUUUAUGAAUGUAGGCUUACACUGUCAUGAAUACAAUGCCAUUGCUUAAAAUGCCAUAAAAAUAUCAUAUAAAUAAUGAAGGCAUAUGGUUCCAAGAACCGCACAGAAAACUUGUAUCAUAUUAUUGCAUUAUGUUUACUAA